AUGAAGUCCUUAUCUCUGACUCGCCACUGGACCGACUCAUUGCAACCACAGUCUCUCUCUCUCUCAACGUCACUCUCGUCUAACGCCCAAGUCUCUCCAACUCAGCAAAACUCGCAAAAUAAAAUUUCCAUCGUUUGCUCGCCGCCCAGGUUGUCGAUUUGUCGGUCUCAAAUUGAAUCGCCCAGUACUGUUCGUCCUACGCGUCUUAGCUUUCUUACGCGUCGGGAAAACAAAUUAACGGACCGUCUACGUGUCGCGAAGAUCUAUCCACUUCUAUCCGUGAUGCCGCCGCCGCCGCCACCCCGCGGUUCCGUCAGAGUAGUAGCUCGUUCGUUGCGGCAGACACCGGAAAAAGUAAUCUGGAAAUUACGAUUUACGAAACGCUGUUUUCCCUGCUGUGUUAGAAACAGCAAGACAAGUUGUAAAAAAAUUGGUAUGCUCAACAGCAAAAAACUUGUCCUGUUCUGUAUUCUCACCGUCUUUAUUUAUUGUAUAUUCGUCCACAACUUCGUCUGGAAGAAUACACAGCAACGUUCGUAUGCAGGAGUGUAUACGACCCCGAAACAGAAAACUGUGUUAAACUUUAGUAAUUUCAUCAUUACCAAAGAGAAUGAUCUCAUCAAUAAACGCCCACCAGCCUUUUUGCAAGAAUAUCGAAACCCGUGUUGGUUGGAAGAUAUUUACUCGGCGGGCGUCUAUCUGGAUAACCCCUACCUACACAUGUCCCAGUCGAUACAGAAGGAAAUGGUUCGACUCACGACUAAAUGGGAUAAGCUGUUGAGCAAGAACGAUGGCACGAAGCCGGCGCAAAGACUACGUUGUUUGCCUUAUUUCUAUAUUGCUGGAAUGCCGAAAUCAGGGACCACAGACUUUUAUCGACGCAUGAACGUUCAUCCUGAUAUUGUCAAAUGCCAAAGGAAAGAGCCGCAUUGGUGGACAAGGAUACAGUUUCAAGAACUAUGGAAGAGAAAUCAUAGUUCCUUCAAUAAUUAUGUCGACUUAUUUGACGGUGCAGCUGAACAGAUACAGAAGGAUAAAAACCACAAGAAAAUCACAAGCGAUGCAAGUGCCUCAACUCUUUGGGACAAUGACUUUUGGAAUAGGUUGCCAGGCAAUGCUAACCUGAGUGAACCGGAUCUUCUCAUUGCGCACUAUAUUCAUCACAUGACGCCAAGUGCAAAAAUUAUUGUCAUUCUUAGAAAUCCAGUCGAUAGACUCUUUUCAGAUUAUCUCUACUUUGGCAUUUAUAACAAGUCUCUUGAAAACUUUCACCAGAGAGUGAAGGACUCCAUCGAAAUGUAUCAGAAGUGUUUUAAAAAUGAGACAUUACGAAAAUGUGUGUAUGAUAGGAAUUUAAGUCUUUUAUCUGGGGUAAGGCUUCGUAUUGGCCUCUACUGGAUUUACCUGCAAGACUGGUUUUCUGUUUUCCCAAAGGAAAUGUUCUAUAUCAUCAAAACAGAAGAUUAUGCCAAAUGCAUAAAAUGUACUUUCAAGAAAGUGUUUCGAUUCCUUGGACUCCCUCAACUUAGCAAAACCAAUGAGGCUUUUAUGGGAUCAAUUCCUAAGGCAAACACAAGGCGCAUCAAGGACAAAUUCCUCUGUGAGGAUUUAUUACCCCCCUCCCCGCCCCCCCUCCAAAAAAAUGGAAAUGAUAUUUUCGACCCAUUCUUUUCUAAUUCUUUUAUUGUUUCUUAG
Molecule: messenger RNA, 1695 nt
Organism: Acanthosepion pharaonis
Lineage: Eukaryota; Metazoa; Mollusca; Cephalopoda; Sepiida; Sepiidae
Source: the annotation of a GenBank genome assembly